CCCCCUCCCCCAUCCCCCAUCCCCCAUCUACUCCACUACGGCAAAACUCAGCAAUUACUCCUCCUCUCCCUCUCCACCUCUACACCCCACUCGAAGAAGAAGAAGCAGCAGCAGCGGCAGCACAAGAAGCACAGGAAGCAGCCUAAGCAGCCUGCAUAACACUCCCUCAGAACCUCACUCCACUCCACAGAGCCACAGAGAGAGAGAGAGAGAGAGAGAGAGAGAGAGGGGCAGAAGAGAGGGACAGAAGGAGAGGUGGGCAAGAAUGUUUGCAGCUGAGAACGGGCUGAAGGGCGACCCCAGGCUCCAGGCCAUCUCCCGGGCCAUCCGGGUCGUCCCCGACUUCCCCAAACCAGGGAUAAUGUUCCAGGACAUAACGACGCUGCUGCUGGAUCACAAGGCGUUCAAGGACACCGUGGACAUCUUCGUCGACCGGUAUCGCGACAUGGACGUCUCUGUCGUCGCAGGGGUAGAAGCCAGAGGAUUCAUGUUCGGUCCGGCGAUUGCAUUAGCUAUCGGCGCGAAGUUUGUCCCUUUGCGCAAGCCCAGAAAGUUGCCGGGUGAAGUAAUAGCAGAAUCAUAUGUCUUGGAGUAUGGAACUGAUUGUCUUGAAAUGCAUGUGGGUGCUGUUGAGCCUGGUGAGCGUGCAAUAGUGAUCGAUGAUUUGGUUGCCACAGGUGGGACCUUGUCUGCUGCUAUAAAACUUUUGGAACGAGUUGGGGCUGAAGUGGUCGAAUGUGCUUGUGUUAUUGGGUUGCCCGAGGUCAAGGAUUGCUGCAGGAUUAAGGGGAAGCCGCUUUACAUUCUCGUGGAGCCUCGCCUAUCAGAUGAAUGCUGUUGAGCUUCCUAGUCAAAGGUUGUGCUUGGGCUGAUAAAGCAAAAUGUGAUGCUUGAGCAAAUGGUUAGUGACAAGGGGAUCUCGCCAUACUAGGGUCAAUGACUCGAGUCCUAUUCCAGAAAAUCUUGGUUUCUGCACCAUUUCAUUUGUAGUUUUGAACAGAUUAUCAUUAGGAAUACCAUCAAUGGAUCUUUGGUUUUUUUUGUUUCUUUUAUUGAUUUUUUCUUUUGUAGAUUAAAUGCCCAUUUGUAUCUGAUAAUUUUCCAUUUCUGUAGUGGAUGGCAAUUUAGAUGGUGCAGUUUAUCAUUGAAUGUCUAAAGCCAGGCCCAUUAUUCUCUGCAGAUUGUUUAU
Messenger RNA from Eucalyptus grandis, 1189 nucleotides. RefSeq names its product adenine phosphoribosyltransferase 5. The transcript is spliced from 7 exons. Gene Ontology annotation, biological process: adenine salvage. The coding region runs from base 266 to 841 and encodes 191 amino acids. Gene Ontology annotation, molecular function: adenine phosphoribosyltransferase activity. Gene Ontology annotation, cellular component: cytosol; cytoplasm. The record is from RefSeq and is a predicted model, not a curated record. NCBI's taxonomy places the organism in Eukaryota, Viridiplantae, Streptophyta, Magnoliopsida, Myrtales, Myrtaceae.